Molecule: messenger RNA, 282 nt
Organism: Necator americanus (New World hookworm)
Lineage: Eukaryota; Metazoa; Nematoda; Chromadorea; Rhabditida; Ancylostomatidae
Exons: 2
Coding region: 1-282 (93 amino acids)
Source: RefSeq, a predicted model, not a curated record
AUGGCUGAACACCCUCGACGGAAGUCGCCAACGAGAAAGGCUGACGUGUUCGCAGCACAGAAGUAUCAACUGGAAGCUCCGCUCAACACAAUCACCUCAACGUCACUCAAGAAAACCAUGAAUUUCUUCUUCGCAUUAGACUUGCGGAACAAGGGUAGGUGUAGCGCAUUCGGUAAGAGGUCUGUAGCCGCACGUUCGACGGUUCGAAACCGUCCUAGUGCCAACCAAGCCUUUCAUCCAUCCGAGGUCGAUAAAUCGGUACAUACUCGUCUGGGAGGAUAG